AUGACCGGUGUUGGACGGGAGCGACGGCGCAGACGGCCAGCAGUCAACUGCAUCAGAUCCAAGAAUGAAUCAUGCAUCUACGACGGCGAUGCGUCGCCGCUGCGAUUCCGGGGCUCGCACGAACUGGAUCUUGCCAAGGCGUCGCCAGAACGCCAUUCAAUGGGGCCUCCUGAUGGUGCUGCGUCGCAGGUUCCAAGCUAUGCGUCUAGAUCUAUGGCUUCUAGCUCGAAGGGCUCGUUAUCCCGGACAAGCCUUACAUCUGCCUCUGAGGUGGAGUCUAUGAAGAGCACGAUUAGACGUCUGGAAGAGCAGCUGGUCAAAGUUACGCAGACAGCGAGUCCGCAGCCUCGUGUGGCUCCUAAUUCUACUAAUAUUGAAACGACGACUUCGCAGCUGGCAGGGACCUUUCAUAUUAACCACGGCAGCGGUGUUGAUGCGAAUUCACAGGCCGUCAGCCGAAAUCUGGUCAUUCAUAAGAGUCGGCUAUUUGGUGCCAGCCACUGGGCGCAGGGUGCCUCGAUGUUCCGUGAUGUAUUCGAGAUGAUUGAGCCGCAUAUACGCGCCAAGGGCCCCAAGACAGUUUCCGGGAUGAAGAGAUGCAAGGAUUUGGCGAGAAUUAUUAAAGCCCAGCGGACACCCCGUUGGCCAACGCCGCCGACAACAGAACUCCCACCCAAAGGCAUUGCAGACGAGCUGGUUGACUGUUAUCUGCGGACAGUGGAAACCACCUUCCGAGUGCUGCAUAUACCCACCUUCAAAACGGAGUACGAUGCGCUUUGGGUGUCGGAUGCCGGGCCCAGCAUCGCCUUCACAGUGCAGCUCAAGCUUAUUCUUGCCAUUGGGGCCAUCACGUAUGACGAGCGCUUUUCUCUCCGGGCGUCGGCUAACCGCUGGGUCUACGAAGCUCACACUUGGCUGUCAGACCCGGAUUUCAAACCGCGACUGAACAUCCAGUGCUUGCAGAGCAGAAUCCUGCUAUUGAUCGCGCGAGAGACGAUCAACGUGGGCGGCGACUCCAGUUGGAUUUCCGCGGGCGCUUUGCUCCGCACAGCGAUGCAUAUGGGAUUAAACAGAGAUCCAUCUUACCUGCCCAAUCGGACCACCGUCGCCGCUGAAAUGCGAAGACGAUUAUGGAACACAAUCCUAGAGCUGUGCCUGCAGUCCAGCAUCAUGUCGGGCGGAGCGCCUUUACUGUCUGCUGACGACUACGACUGCGAACCCCCGGCAAACUUUGACGACGAACAACUCCUGACCGACGACCCCGUACCCAAGGCUGACGACGAAUACACACAGACGUCAAUUGCCAGAGAGCUCCGCAAGACCUAUCCGCAGCGUCUCGCAAUCGCAAGGUUCCUGAACAAUCUAGAGUCCUAUGCGACCUACGAGCACACCCUCCAAUUGGACACGGAACUCCGAGCUUCAUACCGCGCCAUCUGUAGAACACUGCGCGGGUUCAGGUCCAGACAUGGCCGGGCGCCCUCGCAGUUUGAAACGCGGGUGCUGGAUUUCAUCAUCCACUACUAUUUCUGCUGCCUCCAUAUGCCGUUCUUCGAACAAUCUCUACGCGACCCGACGUACGCGUUUUCCAGAAAAGUCGUCAUCGAGAGUGCGAUGAAAGUCUGGUGCGCCAUAUACCCGUCAUCCAAUAUCAUGGCAGCUACGCCUCGGGAUGAACGGGUCUCAGACAGGGAGGAUAUGACGCGUUUCGUUACAUGCGGAUUCGGCUUCUAUCGCACAGGGAGCAUGCUUGCGGCCAUGUUUGUGUCACUGGAGCUCAAAGCACAGCUGCAAGACGAAGAUAGUCUUGGGCCUAGUCCAUACCGCAUGGAUCUAUUCGCUCUCCUGACUGAUGCCAAGGUGCGGUUCUGGGAUAUGAUUGAAUGCGGAGAGACAAAUAUCAAGGCCUUCUUACUGGCGACACUGGUCUCUGCCCAGGUUGAGGGGCUCAUGCAGGGCCUGGGCCCGAGUGAAGUUCCCGACCAUCUUCUCCGGGCGGCAGAGCAGGCGGAGCAGCGAUGUAUCGCGUUCAUGGAGGACAAAGCUGCACAGGGGUAUAAUGGGAUGAAUAUCGAUGCUGUAAAUGAGAUCUCCGAGAGCGCGGCGCCAUUCAUGGGCGACUGGGAGUGCAUCUAUUCCCAGACCCUGCAGCACAUCACCGACGCCAAGCUCGAGGAGCUCUCCAACAAGAGACGCAUCUUCCAGGAACGCAAAGCCGCUGCCUUGCAAGAGGCGGAAUCCUUGGACUCGGCGAUCGAAAAGGUCCGUGCCCUGUCAAACGGCGUCAAGACCUGCUUCGACGUCCGCGUCGGCGACGAUGGUCGCAUCUCAGACAACACAGAUACCAAACGCCAACUCAUCACCGAGCUUUCCAAUCUCGACCGCUUUCUGAAGCAGGCGGAGUAUGAUCCGUCAAUUUCACCGGAUACUCUGGAGCGAUGGCGGCGUUCUUUGCUGUCGCUGCUCGACGUUCAGACGUUGAAGUAUGAGUAUGCCACCUUGUUUGCCCAGCUCACCAUGGAGUGGCUGUCCGUGAAGAAGAACCCAAAGCCGCGAGAAGCCGAGGCCAGAUCUGAUGACUUUGAAGAGCUGGCCAGCGCUCAGAAAUUGGAAGCGAAGAGAAAAUGGGAGGAGAAUGUGUUCACACCCGCUGACAUUGACACCGAUGCGGUCACACUUUUCCUCAGUGACCUGUUCACGGGCCCAUCUGGGCCUGUCGAGGACGAAACUACCGAUACCCGGAAGGUCAUUGCUAAGGCGCUCGAGAGACUGCGCGAGAAGGUCUCGAAAUUCGAGACCGAGUUGACCUCAUCGACGCAGUUCAGCCCUACUACACUGAAAUGGGUUAUAUCGAGUCUGCUGAGUUCCGACCUACCCACCGAGAAGCAGAGAUCCGUUCUCAGAGAGUUCCUCAAAGACAACACAGUAUUAACAGAGCUGGCCGAUGUCCUCAACAUGCGCCUAGCAGCGCUGAACACUUGGUCUUGGGGCCCCGAGGUGGCUGUUGAACAGCGACGCCAACUUAACGGAAGCUACCACAUCUACAUGCACGAAGACCUCAUCCAGGCGAUCUUCCUGCAGUUUCUGGGUAUCAAAUGGUCGGUGUUUUUCAAAAGGUCAUUGCUUGACUUUCGAAAACUCAAAGGGGUCUGGAAAACACCAACAUCUGCUGUCCCUGCUAUAGAUAAGAAACGUCGUCGGUUUUUCCUUGAUGAGGCGGGUGAUAAGCCCAACCUGCAGGCUGUCAGAGAAUCUAUUCAUCGCAGUGCGUACUUCGUAUCUCAGCUUUUGGAUACCGAAGAACAGAGGAGGGAAGUAGCCGAGGGCGAGGUAGAGGCUGAGCUGACAUCCCUCGAAAAACGCAGCAAACGUGCUGUACAACAGGCCCAAAUGGUACAGCAGGCGCCGGCGGCGCGGUUUAUGUCGUACCGUGCCAGGGCCGCGGAGUCAGAGGAUGAAUUGGACGACGAUAUGGGAUUUGGCUUGUACGAUGGCGACAGCGGUACGCCCGAGUAUGAGGACUCUUAUGAUUCGCACGGUUUCGCGCCGAAAGUUAGGAAUCCCUCAAACCCGGUUCAGGCGAAGCAGAACCUCCUCCUGCUGCUCAGCGCGGACAUCACGAUUAACAAGCGGCUUUAUGGGGAGAUUACCUGCUUCCGCGCUCAGUAUGAGUCGCUCUACCCGAGUCUGCCCCAUGCUACGAUACUGGCCGUUCUCAAGUUUCUUGGUGUGUCCGAGAAGUGGACUGGCUUUUUCGAAAGGUUCCUUGCUGCUCCUCUGAAGUUUAUUGACGAACCUGACGUUGAGCCCCGACUCCGUCGACGCGGGACUCAUGGCUCUCAUGUCUUGAGUGAAGUUUUUGGCGAAGUCACCCUAUUUUGCCUCGACUUCUUGGUCAACAAGGAGAGCAACGGCCAGUCGUUGUGGCGAGUAAAUGACGAUCUCUGGUUCUGGUCGCGGAGCCAGGAUACUUGCGUUACAGCGUGGAAGGCCAUUCAAAAGUUCAGCGAGACCAUGGGCCUCCCCAUCGGUGAGAAAUCUGGUGGCGCCCAUAUUACGGCUCAAGAUCGGCCGAAGACGACCAUCCAGCCGUCAUUGCCCAACGGCAGAAUCAAAUGGGGGAUGCUCUAUCUGAAUCCAGAGUCCGGCCGUUUCGAGAUCGAUCAAGAGAUGGUAGACGGCCACAUCGACGAGUUGAAACGGCAGCUGCAGGAUAAAGAAAGCAGCGUCUUCGGCUGGAUCCAGGCCUGGAAUGCCUUUGCUUCGACCUUCUUUACCUACAACUUCGGGACACCCGCAAACUGCUUCGGGCAGCAGCACGUCGAUAUGAUGCUCCAAACACAUGAACGCAUCCAACGCGAGAUAUUUUCCUCCGAGAAGGGCACUGGAGAUCGCAGCGUCAUCACCUACCUGCGUGAGACCAUCCAGGCCCGCUUCGGGAACACGUCCAUUCCAGACGGCUAUUUCUUCCUCCCAAUCGACCUCGGCGGCCUUGAACUAUCCAGCCCAUUCAUCAACCUCGUAGGCCUACGGGACUCCAUCAUCACAAGCCCGGACUCCCUCCUCGACGACUUCUUCAAGGCUGAGCAGGAAAAGUACACCACUCUAAAGCGCCGCCACGCCGCAAAAGACAAAGACCUCCUCGUCAUGCAAAACCAGGGAUUUCGCCCUGACGAUAUCGACGACUUCAUGUCUUUCGAGGAGUAUACCCGCCACCGCGAACUCCUCAACUACGAGCCCGGACGCCAGCUGGUUCAGUUCUACGAUGAACUCCUCCGCCAGCCAGCGCAGCAGACCAUCGGCUAUGACUCGACAGGACCCAUCUCUCUUUAUGGGCCUGAGAUUGUGGAUCGGUUUGGUGGAUUUAAUGUUGUUGACCCCGGUCUGUUGCCUAUCGGGCUUAUUAGCCAAUUCCGCAGUGGGAGGGUCAGUUGGCGUGAAGAGUAG
This is a messenger RNA of Aspergillus versicolor CBS 583.65, 4944 nucleotides long. RefSeq lists its product as uncharacterized. Gene Ontology annotation, biological process: DNA-templated transcription. Gene Ontology annotation, molecular function: DNA binding; zinc ion binding. Bases 1 to 4944 code for a protein of 1647 amino acids. The record is from RefSeq and is a predicted model, not a curated record. The transcript is spliced from 5 exons. Lineage: Eukaryota; Fungi; Ascomycota; Eurotiomycetes; Eurotiales; Aspergillaceae.